Molecule: messenger RNA, 2210 nt
Organism: Ornithodoros turicata
Lineage: Eukaryota; Metazoa; Arthropoda; Arachnida; Ixodida; Argasidae
Product: syntaxin-8-like
Exons: 9
Coding region: 57-779 (240 amino acids)
Biological process (GO): intracellular protein transport; vesicle fusion
Cellular component (GO): membrane; SNARE complex; endomembrane system
Molecular function (GO): SNARE binding; SNAP receptor activity
Source: RefSeq, a predicted model, not a curated record
UUGAGGCUUGGCUUGACUUUGAGGAAAUCACAUGACGAAGAAAAUUCGCAGUAAACAUGGCGUUUAAUGGGAGCGAUUCUUGGCUGUCCGCACACGAUAAUUGUGUGGCCAGAGGGCGUGAAAUAAUGGAGCAGCUAAUACAAAGGAACCAACUGAACAGGAACACGGGACCCUUUGUUCACGCCACCAGCAGAAUAAGGCAGUUGAUAAAGCAGUUUACAAGUGAUGUCUCACAACUGGAGACGGGUUUAAAUUCUGCCUCUAUCACAUCACAAAUAACUACAAGAGAAGCGGAACGUCGCCAGUAUAUGUUGAACACCUUGUUGAAUAAAAAACGUGAGAUGGAGUCAUUGUUGCAUGAGAACGCCGGACUCAGGCACGAAGCCAGGGGUGCAUUGUUUGGUUCUGAUCUUGCAAGUGCCAAAUCCAAUGAAGCAGGUUGGAAUGCGGAUGAAACGGAAGCUACUCAAGACUUAACAGUCGAGCAAAUUAGGGAGCAACAGCAAAUGGCAGUUAAAGCCCAAGAUCGUGGUCUAGAAAAUUUGUCACACGUAAUUGGUCGUCAGAAACAGAUGGCGCUAGGUUUCAAUCAAGAACUCGACCUGCAUAAUGAGAUCCUAGAUGACAUUGAAAACCACACAGACCGUGUGAAUAGUCGUCUUAUUCGUGAAACCAAAAACGUUCAGCUUGUGGACAGAAAGGCUGGCACCUGUGGCUACUGGGUGGUUAUUUUGCUCCUGAUGGUAGCAAUUGUUGUUGUAGCUGCUGUUAAGUUUUAGAUAGAACCUUCAUUCCGAUGGCUAAGUACAGGCCUAGCUGCCCAGUUGAAAUGUACAGUAUUUUGAACAUACUUUGAUAUGGUGCACCUUGUGCACGGACAUUUUGAUAGAUAUAUUUUGUAGCCAUGGAAAUAUGAUGUGAGUCACACUUUUGAACAUUUAUUCAAUUAUAUUUGCAUGUAUAUUUCCCAUACCAGUAGAGCCAAAACAGGAAUGCAAGGAGACAAACAAAACAUUUUCAACUUGACAAGAGAAUGUACACCGAGUGAGUGGGAAAAGGAAGAGGGAGAGAUGGAAAGGCGCAAAAAGGAGAAAACCUCAAACCUCCUUUUUCCUCGCAUUCGGUGUAUAUUCUCUUCUCGAGUUGAAAAUGAGACAAGUUGCUGGGUCGAGCUGUUGUGUUCUUGUUGUCACUCGGGCUUUUUCACUGUAGGCAGGCGCGGAUCUAGGGGGGGUCCGGACCCCCUCCACCCCCUCAAUUCCAGACUUGAACAUAGGGUUCAGUGGACCAAUCCCAGCAUGCACGUGGCACUUGUCCGUAGCGGACCCCCCCCCCCCCCUUUUCGGGAAAAUCCUAGAUCCCUGACUGUAAGAGUACCUCCACGAGCUUGCCCACAUCUACGCGAUCUUAUCUUGUAUGGAAAUAUUUGAUUGUAGCUUGUCAGCAACAACCCUUCCUAGUGUUUUUGUGUGAUUCAUCACUUAUCUUUAGAAUAGAUACCAGGUUCUGUGCAUCACCAACUCUCCAUGUAAGCACGACCUAGAUUUCGUGGACAUUGUUCACAAGGUGAAUGGUUUCAUAAAUUGAAGUUUUCAAUGAUUGGGAAGGCUGAAAUGGGCCAUACGAACACGAGAGCACUGCUCUGUGGAACUUUGUAAUCACCAGAAUAGUUUUGAAAAUGCAUUGUAAUGACGCUUUUGUACUAUUGCCUGCCCAGUGGUUCACCGUUCAAAACAAAAUCUUGGUACCUUAACACAGUCUGUCUUCAGCAUAAUGUAUUGCAUCCUGGAUGUGCACGCAUACUUAGCAAUGACAGCAUUAUGUUUCACAGGCACAGUUUUUGCUGUUGUCAUUAUCCCGUGCGAGGUUGACUCUGUAUUGUCUAGUCCCUUGUCCCAAAAAAAUCUGUGCCAAAAUAGAGUCUGGGUUUGUCAAAGUAUGCACUUGCUUUCAUUGGCAGAUGCCUCCUUCAUCCCUGGUACUAAAAAUUAUGUUCCACGUGAAAGAAUAUUUUCAGUAGUUGCAGGUGCUGUUAGCAAACAAUGAGCAAACAUUGUAUUCUUACAGUGAUCAUUUAUAGCCAAUCAUACCUGUACCUACGCUGUUCCUUUUGUAUGCAGUGAAUACAUGGGUGGUCUUUGACUUUGUUAAGUGUCAUGAUGAAGGGCUGUGACAUGCAAUCACGUGUUUGCAUAAAUAUUUAAAGACUA